Messenger RNA from Microtus oregoni (creeping vole), 1220 nucleotides. It is a transcript of the gene Hdac8, whose product is annotated as histone deacetylase 8. Gene Ontology annotation, molecular function: histone deacetylase activity. The transcript is spliced from 11 exons. NCBI's taxonomy places the organism in Eukaryota, Metazoa, Chordata, Mammalia, Rodentia, Cricetidae. The coding region runs from base 71 to 1204 and encodes 377 amino acids. The record is from RefSeq and is a predicted model, not a curated record.
ACCGGAGCCCAGGCUGUGUCCGCAAACUGUCGGGUCCGGACUUUGGCUCAGGGACGGUCGGAAGUGGGAGAUGGAGAUGCCAGAGGAACCGGCCGAUAGUGGGCAUUCGCUGCCCCCGGUUUAUAUUUAUAGUCCCGAGUAUGUCAGCAUUUGCGACUCUCUCGUCAAGAUCCCCAAACGGGCCAGUAUGGUCCACUCUCUGAUCGAAGCAUAUGCCCUGCACAAACAAAUGAGGAUAGUGAAGCCCAAAGUGGCCUCCAUGGAGGAUAUGGCCACCUUCCACACUGAUGCCUAUCUGCAACAUCUCCAAAAGGUCAGCCAAGAAGGUGAUGAGGACCAUCCGGACUCUAUAGAAUACGGACUAGGUUAUGACUGCCCAGCCACAGAAGGAAUAUUUGACUAUGCGGCUGCUGUGGGAGGAGCUACAAUCACUGCUGCCCAGUGCCUGAUUGACGGGAAGUGUAAAAUAGCGAUUAACUGGUCUGGAGGGUGGCAUCACGCAAAGAAAGAUGAAGCAUCUGGUUUUUGUUAUCUCAAUGAUGCUGUCCUGGGAAUAUUAAGAUUGCGACGGAAAUUUGACCGUAUUCUCUAUGUGGAUUUGGAUCUGCACCAUGGAGAUGGUGUCGAAGAUGCCUUCAGUUUUACAUCCAAAGUUAUGACUGUGUCCCUGCACAAAUUCUCCCCAGGAUUCUUUCCAGGAACAGGUGACAUGUCUGAUGUUGGCCUGGGAAAAGGUCGGUACUACAGUGUCAAUGUGCCCAUUCAGGAUGGCAUACAGGACGAGAAGUACUAUCACAUCUGUGAAAGUGUACUAAAGGAAGUGUACCAGGCCUUCAAUCCUAAAGCAGUGGUUUUACAGCUGGGUGCAGAUACCAUCGCUGGGGACCCAAUGUGCUCCUUUAACAUGACGCCAGUGGGGAUCGGCAAGUGUCUGAAGUAUGUGCUUGAGUGGCAGUUGGCAACUCUGAUUUUAGGAGGAGGAGGCUAUAACCUUGCCAAUACGGCUCGUUGCUGGACAUACUUGACCGGGGUCAUCCUAGGGAAAACACUAUCCUCUGAGAUCCCAGAUCAUGAGUUUUUCACAGCAUAUGGUCCUGAUUAUGUGCUGGAAAUCACGCCAAGCUGCCGGCCAGACCGCAAUGAGCCCCAGCGAAUCCAGCAAAUCCUCAACUACAUCAAAGGGAAUCUGAAGCAUGUGGUCUAGUUGACAAAAAGAGAUC